AAAAUGUAUAAAACAGCUCAAACUGCUUUAAUCAUAAAGUCAAUAAAUAAUAAAGAUGCCACUGUCCUUACCUGUGCACAGAUCAGUCUAAACUAUACUGCUGAACUCCUAGACUGGUUAUUCCAUGCUGUCUAUAAUUAAAAGCUUAUCACCGCCCACCGGGUCCUGCCUCCCCCUCUUAACUUCAGACACCCCCCUCGCCUCCCCUCUAUACUCCAGGCGCAGUCAGCAGCCUCAUUGCGACUGUGAAAGGUUGUGAAAGACCAAGAUAAGCCACUCUGGGAAUGGGACCACAAAUCAGAAGUAAGAAGAACUUUGCCUUCUUUCGGAUCUUCCCACUCCGAAGACACCUCUUCAUUCAAAGGGAAUAAAGUUUUCCUCUGAGCAGAAGAAGGAGCAGGUGUAAAGAGAACACAAAUGGGAUAAAGUGCUGCUAUUUCUUUCUCUUUGACAAACAGGCAUGCAACCUGUAUUUUGUUUUUACCUACAGUUAUUUUUUUUAAGUUGGGGCUUUGAAAACACAGGCACAGACUUUUGAAAGUAUUCAUGACAUGCUUUAAAGUAAGGUGUGGAGAUCCUGCAGUCUCUAUCCUAGAAUAAAGCAACGGAAGUCUUUUGUUAGAAAGGCUGUGAUUUCUAAAGGUGCGUCUCUGGGGUCCUGGUGUAUGGCGCUAAAAGGUGUCGGAGCAGGCAGAGAGGUUUAUUGGUUUCCAUCUGAGUUACAAUGGCAAAGUGGUUCAAGGAGUUCCCCAUCAAUCUGAAGAAUGGUACCGACAGGAUCCGCUCAGCCUCCGAAUCAGGCUCACAACCAAGAGCCAAUAAAGCCGGGCUGGUGGCCAGCAUUGGUACCAAAACAUCAGGCUCCAAAGCGAGCCUCCGCAAAAACUCCUCUUCUGACAGCACUGGUGGAGGAGGUGGAGGAGUGGGCUCUCUCCUGUCCGGAAGAAACCGUAAGAACUCGGCCACAGAGUUGGGUAAAAACGGCGUGAGCUCCCUGAAAGAUGGAAAAGUUUGGGACAACCUCCUGUCUGGGAAAAGUCGCAAGAACUCCAAAGCGGAGCCGGUGUUUGAGGAGCAGCACAGACCUCUGAAAAGUUCUCCAUCUGCCAACGCUUACAUCAACCGGCUGAUCAGAGUGGACAAACAGGACAAAAGCCCCAACUUCAACAGCAGCACCAUCACCAAUCAAGUGGUACCUGAAGCAGAGAAACCAGCCCAGUUCAAGACAGAAACAGUGAUCAUCCUUGAGGAUUAUGCAGAUCCCUUUGAUGCUCAGAAGACCAGAGAGCAGAGGGAGGCAGAGAGGGUCGGGGAGAACGAUGGUUACAUGGAGCCUUACGAUGCCCAGCAGAUGAUUACUGAGAUUAGACGUCGGGGGUCCAAGGACCUGCUGAAGGUGCUGAUGGAGACAAGCGAAGGAGCAGUGGAGGAAGGUCAGCCUGUACCCUUACAGAUAUACGAUGUCCCAUAUGAGGGAGGCGGUGACAGCGACAAGGCAGCGGUCACACGGCCUGAGCUGGAUUCUCGUCCCUCCACUGAAUACGAGCUGCCGUGGGAGUGGAAGAAAGAGCACAUCGUCAGAACUCUGUCAGCACAGUUUGACGGCUCUGAACGCCCAGCCAAAGAUGAGACAUCUCACCCCACACUCACCAGGCAGCCACAGCAUCCAUCAGCCCAGCUGCAGCAGCAGCAGCAUCAGCAUCUGAGGCAGAAAAGCUGGACCCAGAAGAUCCUGAGGUCCUCUCCUCCGACCCUGUUGCCUAGCAGCAACCCUGACACUGAAGCCUGCUGUGUGGACCCCUCCCUGCCACUGGAAAAACAAAGCUGGUACCAUGGCUGUGUGACUCGUCAGGAGGCGGAGUUUCAGCUGCAGUCCUGCAAAGAGGCCAGCUUCCUGGUCAGGAACAGCGAGUCGGACAACAGCAAGUACUCCAUCGCCCUCAAGACGAGCCAAGGCUGCGUUCAUAUCAUUGUCGCUCAGACCAAAGAAAACGGCUACACCCUGGACCAGAGCUGCUGUGUGUUUCCCAGCAUCCCAGAGGUGGUGCACUAUUACUGCACUCAGCGUCUCCCUUUCAACGGUGCCGAGCACAUGACUCUGCUUCGCCCGGUGCCUCGCAUCCACUGACUCCACCACAGCCCGGCUUUGGUGAACAAAACAAACACACCUCUGGGGCCUGUGUGGACAAAAUGUUUCCAGAAAUCACCUCAUGUUCAAUCAAUGUGUACUUGUACUGCUCUGCCCUUCAGCAAAUCUCACUUUAUGACUAAGACCCUGCUCUAUGUGUUAUUUUAUAUGAGAAACAAAUCUGCAGCUCACUCUGUGUCACCCCUGAUGUCUUUAUUUAACUUUGAUGUGCAGCUGAUGCAAAACAUCCGAGCUGCUGUUUUGCAUGUGAACGAGAGGGAAGCACAGCGCAGACGAUGAGGCACUUUUAAUGAUUAAAUGUGACUUGGAGUCGGUUUGGGACUCAUCCACAGAUGUGAUGUUUUAGUCAUCCGGUGUGGCUCUAUUAAAGCUACACAUGAUAUUUUUGUGACCAGGUGAAAUGAGGCUCAUUAGUUUGUGGCUCUCUUCCUCCCUCUGGUGGAUGUGCUGGUACACUGCACCAACAUGCCAACACAAAGAAUUUCCUCAAAACUCCUGUUUGGUAAAAAAAAAAAAUUAAACAAAACAACAUGCACAGAUUUUAUCAGUCCACUUAUCAAGAUAUGAACAAAGAUAUUUUAUGUGUAUGCUCGCAGCAUAUUUAUAAUUUAUGUCCUCAAACUUGUUAGUCGCCUGUAUCCACCGUCCCAUAAGGAUUUCCUCUGUUUUACUGUGAAUGAGGGCGUUGUUUUCUACUGUAUUAUCUGCACUGUGAAGAGUGAGUGAUUCACCCUGAUACAAUGUGCUGGAAGGACCACUGAUUUAAUAGUUGGUGCUUUUCAUGACAAAAACUGACACUAGACUUUUUUUGUUUAGUUUUGGCCUGUUCAUGGCUAAUAUCUGUCAAAUAAACAAAUCAUUAAUCAUUGAUUUGUGGUAAGAAAACACUGUAAAAUGAAUGUCUAAUGUCAAAAGGGGACAAUUUACAUAUAAUUAAUGACAAACACUGAGAUAAAGUAAACAAGAAAGUUUAAAUAUUAGCAUUGAAAAUGUCAGUCUUGUCAUAACCAUGCUUAUUCAGACCCCUGUUGCUAAAGAUUAAUGCUGUUCUCCCUCAGGGUCUAAUGCCCCCUGGUGCUAAGAGGCAGAAUACCAAAUUGAGAGGUGGUAACUAUAUUAUAUUCAUUCAAGUCUUCUUUUUCUUUGUGUAUUCUAAAUGUAACACAAACAUGUUAUGUGUACUCGUAAUUUAGAGAUAUGCUGGAAAUCAUUCGGACAGAUGUUAGCCACAAUAAAAUAUGGUGUAACUAAGGGUAAAUGUUGUCUCAUGUUUUAUAUUUAAGGAGCUCUGCCUUUUCCAUGUAUCUCCACAGAUUAAAGGGAGGUCAGCUUGUAGUUUUUUUUUGGCAGAGCACUGAAACUGAAGUUAUACAAAGAGACACACCUGCUAUCCAUUUUUCACCGUUGCCUUUUGACAUGUGGAGACCUGCUGUUCAGACAUUGUAAAACAGAUUAGAAUAAAAGGUUCUGAAUCUCAA
Molecule: messenger RNA, 3627 nt
Organism: Larimichthys crocea (large yellow croaker)
Lineage: Eukaryota; Metazoa; Chordata; Actinopteri; Sciaenidae
Product: SH2 domain-containing adapter protein E
Exons: 6
Coding region: 725-2128 (467 amino acids)
Molecular function (GO): phosphotyrosine residue binding
Source: RefSeq, a predicted model, not a curated record